AUGCCCGCCUCCAGCCCGAAAUGUAACAGCAGCUGCUGCAAGAGUCAAACCCCCGGAACAGUCCCCAUUGCCAGAGCCACGCCGCCAUGGAGCAACUUCAAUUUGACGACCCGUGAAGCUGCCGUCUCCAUCUGGCGCGUGGUUGGCGUGCCCAUCACAAUGCCCCUCUUGUUCCCAACGUCAGCAGUAACAGCCCUCAGAAUUAAGGUACCUGAGGUAGUUGUGGCUUCAUGUCCCGGCAGGCAACUCACUCAGGCUAGCACUACCUAUAUCAUUACUGCUCCCUUAGGUUUCCUUGCUGAGUUGGGGCCCCGUGGUUUCUACUGUAAGACCUUAAUUCCCCGUCCCCCGGCCUGCUGCUCUCAAUGGAAAGUCGCUGCUACAUCUCUUGGCCUGCCCGCCCGUGUUUCUGUCCUCGCCCCUGUCUCUGCCCAUCUCUUCUCUGCCUGCUCCCCGCCGUACGCACACACGGCCACACAGUUUGUCCUCUGA
Molecule: messenger RNA, 492 nt
Organism: Colletotrichum costaricense
Lineage: Eukaryota; Fungi; Ascomycota; Sordariomycetes; Glomerellales; Glomerellaceae
Exons: 3
Coding region: 1-492 (163 amino acids)
Source: RefSeq, a predicted model, not a curated record